Messenger RNA from Gambusia affinis (western mosquitofish), 7739 nucleotides. It is a transcript of the gene dot1l, whose product is annotated as DOT1-like histone H3K79 methyltransferase. Bases 325 to 4422 code for a protein of 1365 amino acids. NCBI's taxonomy places the organism in Eukaryota, Metazoa, Chordata, Actinopteri, Cyprinodontiformes, Poeciliidae. Gene Ontology annotation, molecular function: histone H3K79 methyltransferase activity. The transcript has 29 exons. The record is from RefSeq and is a predicted model, not a curated record. Gene Ontology annotation, biological process: DNA repair; DNA damage checkpoint signaling; regulation of transcription regulatory region DNA binding. Gene Ontology annotation, cellular component: nucleus.
CACAGUCUUCCUCUCGUGCCAGUGGCCUCCUGCCAUAUUUAUUCAUGCCGGGCAAGAUGGCGGCGGAACGGACGAGAUGUUCCUGCCAGUGAGCGCAUAAUAGGCGUUUUAUUAAUAAUAUUAAAACGAGCGGGAUUCUUGUACACACCUGACUGCAUCGCGUGUGUAUUUUUCUCGUAGCGAGUGUGAAGGUCGUUUUUAUUUUUCAAGUUUUCGCCGUUUUUUUUUCCCCUUACAAAAUGUUCCCGUUGUGAGUCGCUCGCUUAUCGAGCAGCUGGCUAACAGAGCAGUCAGGAGCUAGUUAGCUCUCUAUCAGAGUGGAGAAUGGGAGAAAAGCUGGAGCUAAAGCUCAAAUCGCCGGUUGGAGCGGAACCCGCUGGUUAUCCCUGGCCGUUACCAGUAUACGAUAAACACCACGAUGCUGCUCACGAAAUCAUCGAGACCAUUCGGUGGGUGUGUGAGGAAAUCCCUGACCUCAAACUUGCAAUGGAAAAUUAUGUUCUCAUCGAUUACGACACCAAGAGCUUUGAGAGCAUGCAGAGACUUUGUGACAAGUACAACAGGGCCAUUGACAGCAUCCACCAGCUGUGGAAGGGGACUACCCAGCCCAUGAAGCUAAACAAGCGUCCUUCCAACGGGCUGCUGAGACAUAUCCUACAGCAGGUGUACAACCACUCAGUGACCGACCCCGAGAAGCUGAACAACUACGAACCCUUUUCCCCUGAGGUGUAUGGAGAGACCUCCUUCGACCUGGUGGCUCAGAUCAUCGACGAGAUGGAAAUGAUGGAAGAAGACACAUUCGUUGACCUUGGCAGUGGAGUGGGGCAGGUGGUUCUGCAGGUUGCAGCAGCAACAAACUGUAAACACUACUAUGGAGUAGAGAAAGCAGACAUUCCAGCUAGCUAUGCAGAGACCAUGGAUAAAGAGUUUAAAAAGUGGAUGAGAUGGUAUGGGAAGAAGCAUGGGGAGUACACACUGGAGAGAGGCGAUUUUCUAUCUGAAGAAUGGAAAGAAAGGAUAGCCACCACAAGUAUUAUUUUUGUGAAUAACUUUGCCUUUGGUCCAGAAGUAGAUCACCAGUUGAAGGAGCGCUUUGCAAACAUGAAGGAAGGAGGCAAAAUUGUGUCCUCCAAACCCUUUGCACCUUUAAAUUUUCGAAUCAACAGUCGCAACUUGAGCGAUAUUGGCACAAUAAUGCGCGUGGUGGAACUCUCUCCAUUGAGGGGCUCGGUGUCGUGGACUGGAAAGCCGGUUUCCUACUACCUUCAUACCAUAGACCGCACUAUACUUGAAAACUAUUUUGCCAGUCUAAAGAAUCCUAAACUCAGGGAGGAGCAAGAGGCAGCUAGACGACGUCAACAAAAGGACACAAAGGACAGCAAAAGCAAUAACACCACCCCCACAAAACUUAAGGAGCAAAACAAGCAGCAGCAGGACUCCGGUGGUGAGGAGGAGCGUCCUAGCCUGGUGACCGUGGUCAAGCCCCCUCCUAAACCCCGAAGACCUCGACUGCUGGCCAAAGGUCGCAAGCUAAACAACAAGAAACGUGGUCGACCCAAGAAAGCCACCCCUGCUGCUGAGAAGAAUAAGAAGAAUCAGAGCGCAUUAGAUCUGCUGCAUGCUAAGACCCUUUCUGCAGCACCUCCUCAGGAUGCAUACCGGCCAUCUCAGACUCCCUUCUACCAGCUACCUCCCAAGGUCCAGCACUAUAAUCCCAGUCAGCUGCUGAUGAGCCCAACUCCUCCGGGUCUGCAACAACUACUUGAUAACAUCAAAGUCCAGUACCUCCAAUUUAUGGCUCACAUGAAGACUCCUCAGUAUCGCUCCAAUCUGCAGCAGCUUCUGGAGCAGGAGAAGGAUAAACACCGGGAUUUGUCAGGACAGGCAGAGCAGCUCCAUUUGGUGUGUCAGACUCACAAGGACAAGAUUAAAGGACUCUUCCAAACCAAACUAGACGAGCUUGGAGUCAAAGCUCUGACUGUGGAGGACCUCAUCCAGGCUCAGAAGGAGAUAUCAGCCCACAACCGUCAGUUAAAAGAGCAAACCAAGCAGCUUGAAAGAGAAAUGGUUUUCCUGAGGGACCACAGUCUGCUUCUGCUCAAGUCUCGAUGUGAGGAGCUGAAGCUAGAUUGGGGAUCUCUGUGUUUGGAGAGUUUGUUGAAGGAGAAGCAGGCGCUGCGCAGACAGAUUUCUGAGAAACAGAAGCACUGCUUGGAGUUGCAGAUUAGCAUCGUUGAGCUGGAAAAGAGUCAAAGGCAACAGGAGCUGCUGCAGCUCAAAUCCUACAGCCCUCGUGAUCGCUCCCCCUACAGGAAGAGUCUGGAAUCACGAGGCUGCACCGACAUGGACUCUUCUAGGCUCGGCCUGUCGUCGGCCCCAGCACUGAACGGCAUCAGCCCGGAGCUUUCGGUCAACGGGACAGGCUCGCCGUGUUUCGACCGGGCUAACGGAAAAGCAGAGCUUUCCCGCUACCUUCCCAUCUCGCCGGACCACGACGCGAUGGCCGCCGCCUCUGAGGCGCGACAGAGGCAGCAGAGCUCCUCCCAGCCUGAUUACACUCGCUUCUCACCUGCCAAGAUUGCCUUACGGAGGCACCUGAACCAAGACCCCACUGCCUCUGCUCACUUAAGAGGAUCGGGCCUAAUGACGCACAGGGAACUGGGAGGCGUUAACUCCCCUCAUGGAGCCAAACAAAACUGUCCUUCUCCCAAUUCAUCCGAUUUUCAGUGUAAUGUGAAAAUCUCUGACAGGGUCGGUAAGGAGAGGAGUCCGUCAGUUCAGGGCGACAGCAUCACUAGCCUUCCCAUCAGCAUCCCUUUGAGUACUGUCCAUCCCAGUAAACUUCCAGUCAGCAUUCCGCUGGCCAGUGUGGUGCUGCCCAGUCGGGCUGAGAGACUUAGAAAUACUCCCAGCCCUGUGUCUCAAUCAGGUCAGACCAAUGGAUACUCGUGUAGCUCAGGGCUAAUGAAUGGAGGUCCCCACCCUGAGGACCACAAUGGUGCUUCUUUAUCACCUCUUCCACACAGCAACAGUCCUUUGACAGGACCAAUGGGUCGAGGUGGUCCCAUCCAGAGCCCGUCACUGAGCACCGGAGGGGUGCUCCACUAUGCCGACGGACCCCCCAGGAUUCUUCCUGAAGAUGGAGCAGAGCGCCAAGGCAACGGGAACUGCGUGGCUGGAGGAUCGCGCCUUCAUCAUCAUGCUGGCUCGACCAAGCAGGGAUACCACAGUAACCAUGGGAACCACCACCACCAGUCUCCGAGCACGCAGCACGCACACACGCCAACACACACGUCAUCCUCCCACAGCUUCGGCUCUCAGGAGGGGCGUAGGCGUGGGAGGAGGAAACGCGGCUCCACCGGGGCGGCGGCCAGCGGAUCCCCGAAGAGACGCUCCUUCCCCGGAGUCAACUCCAACGGCCACUCAACAGGAUCCCCACUCAACAUCAACUCCAUGGUGAACAACAUCAACCAGCCUCUGGAAAUCUCCGCCAUUUCUUCUCCAGAACAAUCAAGCUGCAGCCCCCACGGUCCCGACCUGGACCAGCCCCCCGUCUUGAAGAGAGAGCGCCCCCUGGAGUUCAAUGGUACUGGUCGAUACUCGACAGCUCCCAGCUCGGAUGACGAGGACUCAGGAUAUCCUCCCGACAGCUCCAGUUCCCGCAUCGAAAGAAAAAUAGCCACUAUAUCACUGGAGAGCAGAGAUGGCCUUGUUAGACUGGGUGACGGGGAACGAGGAAGGAAAUCUGGUAGCAGCAGUGGGAACAGCACAGGCAGUGAGGCUUCCUGUUCAUCCUUUUGUUCGAACAGCAAGUGGAAAUCAACAUUUUCCCCCAUAUCAGACCCCAAGCAACCCAACUCAGACCUCAGGCAGGGGGGCUCCCCGUUCAGCACGGGGGGCUCGAGCCGAAGCACAGACUCUGACUCGGACUAUAAGCAGCAGAAUGGGAGGAAAGCAGGCGACGGGGAUUCCUCCAGCUACACGACCCCCAACCCUUUCCUCAGUCAGGAGACGGGAACGUGGGCGGUAGCAAGCAGCGGCGUCCAGGGAGGGACCGCUUCGGACCAGCGGCAGGUCCUUCAGAAGCAGAAGGGCCCCCGCGACUGGGAGCUGAAGACCGCCAGCAGCAUGGCCAGUCAGAACCUCUUCAUCGCCGCCGCUGCCGCCACCAGCGGAGGCGGCAUUCUGAAUGGGAAGGUUGGGGGCAGUCCUGUGGCGGUAUCCUCAACCACUGGAUCAGCGAUGGGGCAGUACCUGGGCUCCCAGUUCCCACUUGGAGGAGCCACGGUCCUGCAGUCCUUGUUCGGGGCCCAGACGGGUGUCUCUGUGAACGGGACCUCCCGGCUCGUGAAUGGACACUCUGCCCUCGGCAGCUUCGCCAGCGCAGGGCUGGCAGGGGGAGCAGCAGCAGGAGGUAAUUGAUGCGAACUACCUCACCUACAUCAUAAACUAUGCAAAUGUCCAGGCGUGGACCAAGGCACACUCCUCAUUUACUGGUGCUUCAAACUGUCUGCACUACCCAACCGCCUCCAAGACCGGCUUCUUACGGGGAAAAUUCUGGGACGCGCGCACACACACUCACACUAAAGGACCACUGUGGUCACCUGGAGCCGAAUCUGCAGUGAAGAUGUUUGAUGAAUGAAGAGGAAGGAAGGAAUGAAAUCCUUUAGAAAAGUGAAAUCACAGCAUGAAGCACACAUCCUGUCAGCCGAAUCAGGUGCCACACUCCUUCCAAAGCUUCACUUCAUGAGUGUGUGUGUGGGCGUGUCUGCGCGUGUGUGUGUGUGUGUGUUUGUACACUGAAAAACACAACCCAGGGCCAGUUGACAGAACUGGGCUCAGAUAUCAUGCAGCUUUGCCUCGCUGCAUGCAUGUUCUCUUAUCCAUUCUUCUCUAUGAAGUUGAGCACGGGUUGCAUUUUUUAUUAAAGAGUCUGAAGCAAGAUGAGGAUCAUUUGGUUUAACUUCACACUGGAUAUUAGGAUGCAGAUGUUCCAGUCUAGGGUGGUUAAUUUGACACCCUAAUAUGUUUUCUAAAAACCAAAACAAGAUCAUUUUGAGUUCCUUAUGCAUUGAUUAUGAAUUGAAAUUCAGCUGGAGUCAAAUUAGACAUUGGAAUGAGGUGUGAUUGUAUUUUCAUCUAAUAUCAAGCAUUUAGUAUAUCAGCAAGACUUAUUUUGUGAUAUUUAUCACAGUUCAGACAUUUCUCCUCUUAAUUUAACUAAUGAAUGAAAUAUGUGGAAAACAUCUAUAGAUGUUGCAACAAUGUUCUGAUUUUUAGUCCUUGGGGUUCACAUUACCAGUCGAGUAUGUUUCAAUCUCAAAAGAUUAAAUGAAAUGAAAUUCACUAAGUCACGUGGCUCUCUAAGAAGGCAGCUGCUCUGUAGCAGCGGCUUGUUGUCGGAGUUUAGUUGAAGUUUGUGAAAAAGCUCAAAAGCAGGUGUACAGAAUUAGAGAAUUCAACUAGUUUCUCUAUUUAUUAAGAUUUCUGUUUCUAAGUCAGUUUGGUUAAGUCACACUACUACUUGGAAUAAUUUCUGCAGCCGGGUUUUUUUUUGUUUGUGUUUUUUAAACAGAACUUAAGCUAAAUUUUGCCCUAUUUAUAUUUGCUGCGCUUGGUGAAAACAACCACCACACAUACACAGGCAGACAUGCAAAACCCUCGCACACUGGCAAAAAAAUAAAACAACAACAAAAAAAAAAUUAACAGUGACCACAAGGAACUACUGGACUCCCUUCACACAUUUGUUUGCUUGUUAAUUGUCUUUUUUUUGUUUUUGUUUGUUUGUUUGUAAACAAUGUUUGUACUGUGAAUGUGAUUCAUUCUCCAACUGUAUAGUUGUGAAUAAUUCAGAAGAUUAUUAUUUAUGCUGUCCGUCUCUCCUUUUUGCCUUGGUGUUUGUUCUUCACUUUGAAUUGUGUUAACAAAGUAGAAUGCAAUAGGGCGUGCGUGUGUGUUAACUAACAGUCUGAAAACAAUGGUGCUAAGUUUGGACUGUGCCUGAUCUUAUUUAUUGUAAAUUGAAAUCAGAAAAAGAAAAAAAAAAAAAACAACAACAAUUUGAAUACUUGGUGCUCUACACAGGGACAUUCGUUAGGCCGGUUUUUUUGGCAUUUCUUUUCUCAUAUUUAAUCUGCUAUCGUGUCAGUUUUUAGCCUAGUGUACAGCAGUAGACGCCACCUAAUGAUGAUAAAGCUCUCCAGUAGCUGCCUCAGAGUCUGAGCAAAUAGGUGUUGAUGUUUCUCCUGCAAAGGGUUUUCAUAAAUAGUCAGACUGCUUUUUCUCUCAGAAGUGAGCUUCUUAUCUCUCAGUGAAUAAGACACACUGUUUUUUAUAUUUUUGUUUUGUUGUAAGUCUCCCAUCAAAAUUUUAUAAAGUAUGUAUCUAUUUACCUUACAUCUAUAUAAGUAAAUAAAUAUAUAUGUAUAUAGCUAUAUAUAUAUACAUAUAUAGAGAGAGUAAUGAGGGAUGUUUGGUGCUCACAUUCUGACCCUUAUUUUCAGCCUGUUAAACAGGAGGCUUGAAGCCAAGCUGAGCAAAGCAUUACCACCUCGGGACCUUAAACAUGGCAGCGCAGCACCACCUGAAUCCUCGUGGUGUAAACAAAACAGGACUAGAUACUCAAACUGUGUGUGUGUGUGUGUGUGUGUUCGUAUUUAAGCGCUCACACAUACACACAGACACACACCGGUGCUGUAGCUUGGACACGCUUCGAAUCCAGCACUAGAACUGUUAUCACUUUAAUCAGGUGUUUUUAACUCUUAUGUUUUCUUUGGUUUUGGACCCAGAUUCUGCAGAAGAAGAAAAAAAUAAAAAAAACAAAGAAAUGGUGCUUCUGUUUCAAUGCAACGUCACUUCAGUUUUUAUUAACUAGAUCUUCUACUGGUGCAUAAAAACGCCACGUCGGCGUCUUCUCCCACACUUGUCUCUUGAUCUCUUACUGACGAGGCCGAACUUUGUCAAGUGACCGUGUUGUGUAACCCCGAACAGACGUGCUGAUGUAAAGUACUUUGUGUUGAUGAUCGAGAGCAGCAAUGCUUCCUUUUAAACCUUAUAGAGGAAUUACACUUAAGCUCAGUUACGUGUGGGUGCUGUUGCUUUUCUUUCUCCCCACUCUUACCGGUGCAUAUCUAAGGGAAGAAUAUUGAAAGCUUUAUAGUCUAAACCUCCUGUCCUGUUCACUCCCCAUGUAAACCAAUGUUCUCACAUGUGAGUGUUUAAACAAACACAAGUAAGUCAUUUUCAGACGUAGUUAGAGACUAGUCCAUUUGUUACCAGCACUGAGAGGUAUUUUGUAAUUAUUGUUGAUGCUGUUUGGAUUUUUUUUUCUCUCUCUCUUCCUAUUCUUGGUGUUUGAUACAAUUGCAGAUACAUGUAAUGCUUUCUAUGGUGUAUGCAGAUUCCUGUCAGGUUUUAUUACUACUAUUCAGACGGACAGCACGGUGCUCUCCUUCACUUAAAAUAAAGAGUUGCAGCUUUUGAUAGAUCCUACCCUCCUGUUGUGCUGCAGGGUUUUAUGGUUCCAACAUGUUCAACCUGAGCUCACUUUGUUGCUUUUCGGACGGCCCAGUUCGACUCUUAGGGCUUUCCCUUGGAGGUGAUUUGAUGCAUGUGCCACUAAGAAAAGUCUUUGCUACAAAAGGUUAAACAUGCUCAAUAGAGCUUUCAAUCAGUUUUGUAGUUAUGCGCGCAGUAAUAUUUGAAAUCCAAGCUUCUUUUUUUUUUUUUUUUUUUUUUUU